Messenger RNA from Triticum urartu, 1764 nucleotides. Its product is annotated as UDP-glycosyltransferase 72B1. NCBI's taxonomy places the organism in Eukaryota, Viridiplantae, Streptophyta, Magnoliopsida, Poales, Poaceae. Gene Ontology annotation, molecular function: UDP-glycosyltransferase activity. The record is from RefSeq and is a predicted model, not a curated record.
GUCGUGUUCGGCCAUGAGACAAUCAAUCAGACACAGACGGAUCUGGCGUUACAUAUAGCGCCAAUCCGUUCCCUCGUUUCCCACGUCCGCACGAAUUUAUAAGCCACUGAUCGGUCGAGCGCUCGACUCGUCUCUCCGUACCGUACGUGCGGCCACGAAGGUGGGCAGCGAUGGCCGGCGAGAGCGACGACCGGGGCGCCGCGCGCGCGCCGCACGUCGCGCUGCUCUCGUCGCCGGGCAUGGGCCACGUGGUGCCGGUGGCGGAGCUGGCGCGGCGGCUGCACGCUGAGCACGGAUUCACGGCCACCGUCGUCACCUACGCCAGCUCCGACUCCACGGCGCAGCGCGCGUUCCUGGCGUCCCUCCCGCCGGCCGUCGGCUCCGCGUCGCUCCCGGCCGUCCCGCUCGACGACCUCGUCGCCGCCGGCGCCGCCAUCGAGACGCUGCUCUCCGUCGAGGCCCAGCGCUCCGUGCCGGCGCUGGCCGCGCUCCUCGCGGGCCUCGGGAAGGACGGCAGCCUCGUCGCCUUCGUGGCGGACCUCUUCGGCGCCGACACGCUGCGGGCGGCGCGGGACGCCGGCGUGCCGGCGUACCUCUUCUUCCCCUCCAACCUGCUGAUGCUCUCCCUCAUGCUCCACCUCCCGCGCCUCGACGCCGAGCUGGACGGCGAGUUCCGUGAUCAGACGGAGCCCGUCAGGCUGCCCGGCUGCGGGGCCGUGCCCGGCGCCGACAUCCUGCAACCGCUCCAGGACAGGACCAGCGACGCCUACCGCUGGAUGGUGCACCACGGCGAGAGGUACCGCGACGCGGACGGCAUACUUGUGAACACGUUCGACGCCAUCGAGCCCAACGCGUCGGCGAUCCUCCAGCAGCCCGAGCCGGGGCGCCCGCCGGUGUACCCCGUCGGGCCGGUGAUACGGCAGCCUGACGACGGCGACGACGACGAUGCCACCGGCUGUAUCAGCUGGCUCGACACACAGCCCGACAAGUCCGUGUUGUUCGUCUCGUUCGGCAGCGGAGGUGCGCUGCCCGCGGCGCAGAUGGACGAGCUGGCGCGCGGGCUGGAGCUCUCCGGACAACGGUUUUUGUGGGUCGUGAGGAGUCCCACCGACAGUGGGGUCGACCCCGGUGCCAACUACUACGACGGGUCGAAGAGCAAGGACUAUCCACUCAAGUUCCUGCCAUCUGGGUUCCUGGAGAGGACCAAGGAGGUAGGCCUGGUAGUCCCAUCCUGGGCCCCGCAAGUCAGGGUCCUCGGCCACCGGGCCACCGGAGCCAUGUUGACGCAUUGUGGAUGGAACUCGAUGCUAGAGAGCGUGAUGCAUGGCGUGCCGAUGAUCGCGUGGCCUCUGUACGCCGAGCAGAGGCAGAAUGCAGUGAUGUUACAUGAAGAAACCAAGGUAGCACUAAGACCAAAGGUUCGAGAAGCGGAUGGGAUGAUUCUUGGUAAAGACAUCACGAAGGUUGUGAAUGAUAUGAUGAAUAGUGAAGAAGGGGAUGCAAUGCAUACAAAGGUGACAGAGCUCCAGAAGGCGGCAAGGAGUGGACUGGCGGCAGGUGGCAUGUCACACAAGACGCUUACCGAGGUGGUGACGAAGUGGAAGGAGCGUACAUUUGCAUGAUGAUGCCAUUUAUCAAGGCCAUCAGAGUCGUUAAAGGGUUGAUGUACGAGACCAAUUGUGUGUUGUAUGUUAUGCCAUAACUCAUAAUGUGUUUUGGAUGAAAUGGAUGCGAAGCAUGCAACGAUGAUUAUGUUAUUAUUCA